Messenger RNA from Huiozyma naganishii CBS 8797, 1122 nucleotides. RefSeq names its product fatty acid alpha-hydroxylase (gene SCS7). The transcript has a single exon. The record is from RefSeq and is a predicted model, not a curated record. Gene Ontology annotation, biological process: lipid biosynthetic process; fatty acid metabolic process. Gene Ontology annotation, molecular function: iron ion binding; fatty acid 2-hydroxylase activity. Bases 1 to 1122 code for a protein of 373 amino acids. NCBI's taxonomy places the organism in Eukaryota, Fungi, Ascomycota, Saccharomycetes, Saccharomycetales, Saccharomycetaceae. Gene Ontology annotation, cellular component: membrane; endoplasmic reticulum.
AUGAGCAGCAAUUCCAGGACUUUGGAACUGGUCAGCAAGGACACUGUUGCCUCGCACAACCAGAAAAACGACGCUUGGGUCGUCGUACAAGGCAGGAAGGUCGUUGACAUUUCUGCCUAUAUCAGAGAGCGUCCCGAGAAAGAGGAGCUUUUGCUGUCUUUGGCAGGGAAGGAUAUCACGGACCGGAGCCACGAGUUCCCCGGGUUGAACGCGGAUGACCAUCUCGUGGGGUACUUGGCGACAGAUUUGGAGGAAAAAGAGUUGUUGUCAAACAAGGACCACAAAGUUGAGGUCAAAUUGGAAGGUGGUGAAACUUUCGACUCUUCCACUUUCGUCAAGGACUUGCCCACGGAGGAUAAGUUGAGUAUUGCCACGGACACAAAACGUGAUUACCAGAAACAUCAUUUCCUGGACUUGGAAAAACCGUUGAUCCCUCAAGUGCUGUUCGGGAGCUUCACAAAGGACUUCUACGUCGAUCAGAUCCACAGACCAAGACACUACGGGAAGGGUUCCGCCCCACUGUUUGGGAACUUCUUGGAACCAAUCUCGAAGACCGCAUGGUACGUCGUCCCCAUCGUCUGGGGGCCCGUCGUCCUUUACUUCCUCGGGAGAUCAUUAAAGGGGAUACACCCUAUCUUUGCCCUAAUGCUCUUCGCACUGGGUGGGUUUGUAUGGACUUUGAUCGAAUACUGCAUGCACAGAUUCCUGUUCCAUUUCGAUGACUGGCUACCAGAGAACAACGUCGCCUUCACCAUCCAUUUCUUACUCCACGGUGUACACCACUACUUGCCCAUGGACGGUUACCGUCUAGUGGUCCCACCAGCUUUGUUUGUCGUCCUGUGCACUCCAUUUUACAAGUUGGUCUUCAAACUGUUACCCCACUACGUGGCCUGUGCCGGGUUCGCAGGCGGUAUGUUCGGCUACAUAUGCUACGACUUGAUCCACUACUUCUUACACCACUCGAAGAUGCCAAAGUUCAUGAGGAAAUUGAAGCAGUACCACUUGGAGCACCACUACAAAAACUACCAAUUGGGGUUCGGUGUCUCUAAUUGGUUCUGGGACAAAGUGUUCGACACCUACUUGGGCAAAGACGCUCCAAUCUCCCCAAUGAAGUACGAUUAG